Humulus lupulus (European hop) is the source of this 2225-nucleotide messenger RNA. RefSeq names its product protein TRACHEARY ELEMENT DIFFERENTIATION-RELATED 7A-like. The coding region runs from base 447 to 1499 and encodes 350 amino acids. The record is from RefSeq and is a predicted model, not a curated record. The transcript is spliced from 8 exons. Lineage: Eukaryota; Viridiplantae; Streptophyta; Magnoliopsida; Rosales; Cannabaceae.
CAACCACAUGAAAUGACGUGUGUAAGAAAACAAACAAAAACGAAACACAUUCUCGCCCAACCUUGGCAAACACCGACCACCCAAGCCACUGUGGCGAGCUGCCGUAGAGGAAGAAUGAAAGACACUUUUCUUCUGAUGAGUCGCCAUUUUUCUGAGACUGAACAAGCCGAGAGCUUUGCCUUUGUUCUGAAGGUUGACUAAAAACAAAAGGUAGUAGAAGGAACUUUGGAGGUGGAAGGAUCCAAAGAUGUCCUAAUUUUGGCUUUGGGCAUCCCUGAGCAUUCUUGACAUGUUAGGGGGAUGCCUAAAGGUGUCACCCUACCCAAUUUUUUAAGACACCAAAGCCUGAGAGAAAAAGUCAGCUCGAAGCAACUACUAGGCUGGAAGAGCAACUUCGACAAUAUGAUGAGAGGAACCGUCGAAUUGAGGAGAAGUUAAAUCAAUUGAUGGAGCAAUUUAGAUCGACACAGAGCAAUAUCGGUGAGUCAUCGCAUGCUUCUGGUUCUUGUGUGGGCAGAGCAGCCUCUAAUGUAUCACCACCACCACCACCCCUAGCAGCACAUGUUGAACAAGUGGUUGUUCCACCAGUACUAGCACCACCACCACCACCACUAGCACCACAUGUUGAACAAGUGGUUGUUCCACCAGUACUAGCACAACCACCACCACCACCACCACCACUACCACAUGUUCAACCAAUGUUUACUCCACCAGAACCACAAGUUCCACCGACUAUGCAUGAGCUUGCUAACAAAACGAGAGACAACAUAGUUGCAUCGGGAUACAUCCUUAAGAGUGAUAGUACAUAUAUCCAUGGAAAAAAGAUGUCUAAAGAAGUUGCUUGUGUAGUCGUUGAGGUAGCCCACGAAGAGAUGGCUAUGCUACCAUUUCCUAAUUUGAAUGCAGGGAUCACUUUGAAGAGAAAGCAAGAAGAUAUUGAGGCGAUGAUACCUUCCACUCAACAUCCACAACCCCCAAAGCUUCCUCUUGUAGAGCCAUUGACGCACGAGGUAGAGUCAAUCUCUCAUAAUGAUUCGACAUCUAUGUCAAGCACUUUGACCUCUUUAUUGAAGUUUGUAUCACCAUGGGAUAAUGACCACCACAAAAAGAUUAAUAUCACAUCACAUGUAUUUGGAUACAACACGAUUGCUAUGCUUUUCAAGGAUGAUGUGACACAAUUUUGCAACAUGGACAAGAUUGGACAAACUCCGAUGAUAUUUUAUUUGAGGUUGUUGGAUUAUAUACUACAUACCAAUGGGUUGGAUCAUUUGUACGCAUUUCAACAUCCCGGUGAAGUUAGUGUAGGCCAUGAGAAUAAGCAUGCUCAAGCACUUAAAGAUCGAUUCAUUCAGAUGGGCGAGAAGCAGUUCCUUAUUUGUCCCUGGAAUAGCAAUGAACAUUGGAUGUUAUUGUUAUUUCAACCUCACUCACAUUCAGUGGCAUGCUUGGAUCCCAUUAACCUUCGGUUACGCAUUGAGAUUAAAAAUAUAGUCAGGUAAAGGUAAAGAGAAGCUCAACCAUCCAUGAGUUGGAGGGCAAUAGUAGUGAUAUGUACAUAUGUAGUCUGCUCGACCACCACGGCCUAGAUGCUCAAGGGAACUAUGGUUAAACCCAACUUUUGCCGCCUAGGUCGGCUUAUUGUGUAACAUGAGUAUUGUAAUUAACUUUUAAACUGAUGUUUUUGGGAUCCCGUGUAAAGAACGUGCUUUUAGCUUAAUGAAAAUGCUUAUGAUUUGACCAAAAGUUUUAAUACCUAAACCUUUAGUGGCUUAAUCACAUGUUUAGUCCAAAUGACUUGUUUAGCAAGUCCAACACUGGUUUUAAACACACUUGGUAACAUACCCUAAUUAGCAGGGCGUUACAUUAUCUGUUUAGGGCCGCAAGCCCCAUAAUGAUUUCAUGAUUUAUUAAUACUUGUAUACAUGCAGUAAUAAGUUUUCUUGCUGAGCCUUAGCUCACGGGUGCUAUGUGGUGUAGGUAAAGGGAAAGAAAAGCUUACCCAACCUUUAAUGGAGAGCUUAGAUGGCGACGGUACAUAUGCAGCUGCUUGACCACCACGGCCAAGGAGUUUCUCAGGGGAACUAGGGUUUAACCCUAUUUUUGCUGCUUAGGUCGGCAAAUUGUAACUUUUAUAUUAUAAUGACCAUUUUGGAUUGUAAACAACCUUGUAAAAACUUAUAGGAUCUUAUGUACAGUUAAAUGUUUUAAAUAAAAUAUAUCCAUUC